Messenger RNA from Cynoglossus semilaevis (tongue sole), 2950 nucleotides. RefSeq names its product forkhead box protein H1-like. NCBI's taxonomy places the organism in Eukaryota, Metazoa, Chordata, Actinopteri, Pleuronectiformes, Cynoglossidae. Gene Ontology annotation, biological process: regulation of DNA-templated transcription. The coding region runs from base 460 to 1434 and encodes 324 amino acids. The record is from RefSeq and is a predicted model, not a curated record. Gene Ontology annotation, molecular function: sequence-specific DNA binding; DNA-binding transcription factor activity. The transcript is spliced from 4 exons.
AAUUGUGUUAUCAAGAAUGUCCGUGGGGUUUCUAACCAUUGGAAGAGAGAAUGAAGUAACCUGUUUACAGCAGAGUCGUCAUCAAAAUGUUCCAGUAAACUGUCAGGGUGAUUAAGAGUCACUGAUCUUUAACAGUCUGCUGCUUUUGUCAGACAGUCUUGGUCUUAAAGACACAGCGUCAGUUUAAGACCAAGGUGAAAACAAGAAGUUCAUCUUAUCUGUAAAAAAAAUUGAACUUUUACAAGACAAAAUAAUUAUGUAGAGCUUGCCUGAUUUGUUCAGAGCCCACUCACGACUGCUACAUAAAAGAGGUCAAAGGUGUCCAGACCCUUAACAACAGGUCACGACUCUGAACAGAUCUCAGAUCAGCUGAGCGGCUCACCUUCAAUCAGAGACAAAUAGAUUCAGCUGCUGUCGUGUCGUCUCUCCUCUGCUCAAAGUGACUCCUGCGAUGACCUGAUGCAGCAGCUGAAGCAGUCUGUUGUCCAGAGCAGUCAGAACAGUGUUCCAUUGUCCAAACUGGACUUAAACCCGGGGGCGACCGCCACAGUCACACACUUGAACCCAGUCAUCCACGACGGCAGACAGGAGCAGCUCAGUGUUGGAAUAUUGGACUCCCCAGCAGACGAGAUGCAAAACAGAAGACAGAAGUUCGGAACCCAGCUCCACUUGGACGUUCUGUUCAGGAAGUGUCCCACUUACUUGGCCAAGAUCGCUGUCGUCCUCCAAACAGCUCCAGGAAAAAUGCUCACUUUUACUCAGGUGAUGGACAGGCUGGUACCUGUCCUGAGUGAAGACAGGAGGUCAGUGGAGAACAACACCAGGGUCUGUUUGUCCACCUACUUGUGUUUUAUUAAGAUUCCAGUGGUUCCAAAUUCACCUCACAGCAAGAAAAACUACUGGAAACUGGACUCCAGUCAGAUCACGGCGAAGAUGGUGCGUCGUCACUUCAGAGGAAUCCUGCAGCUCUUCCCUGAGUUGGCCACCAAAAUGGAAACCGAGGCCUGGAGUGCACCCUUAGUGCCCUGCUCGGCUCUGCACUCUCCUGAGCCUGCUGCCAGGAAGUCUGAAGAGAACAAAUGUGAGGCCAAGUUCAGCAGUCCAUUCUCCAUCGAAUCCCUCCUCAAGAGGGACAGUCCAACAUCCAGGUCUUCCAGACCCCCUCCACUCUCGAGUGUUCAGGUCACUCAAGUCGGAAUAAAGAGGAGCCUUUGCUGGAAUUCUGCCGAGACUGUCCUCCUGCAAGCUUCACCCGGAAUUACCCCUGUUUGCUCAACAGGGGGCAGCACUCACCAAGGACUCGUUGCUAAAAGGAUGCACCUGAACUCAGAGCCUCCGUUCCCUCUCUACACAAGAGCAGAUCCAUAUCCCAGCAGCUACAUCACAUACUCUGUACCAGCAUUUUCCCAUGAUGCUCUCUGUUUUCGCCUGUGAUUUUUGUUUUUUUCCUCUUGGUCUAUUGCACUUUUAUAUGUUUAUAUUUGAGUGGGACGUCCAGUACUCUUAUUCAGUCUUUUCUUCAGGCACACUUGCUGAUUGUGUCUGCUCCAGUGUAAAUACUUUAGGAUUUGUUAUGAAAACAGUUCCUUGCAUUGCCGGAAGUUGUACAUUUAGAUUCAGGUGAUGCUGUGUUCGAUAGACGAGGAGUUGUAAGAGUUGUAUGAAUUUUUAUAUAUUUUUUUAAAAAUGAUUUUUGUCCGCAUUGACCACUAGAGAGCAUACUUGUGUUGUGUAAUUGGAACGCAAUCCUGUUUUGCCUAAAAAGAUUAAAGAUGUUUUUCCACUUCUUUCUUUCAUCCAUUGUGUCGUUUAUAAAACAGAAUAGUUUGGUUUCUAGAAUGACAAAACUAAAUUUCUGAUGUUUCACUGUAAAAUGAUUGAUAUCAUUAAUUGAUCUCUAUUUCUUUUUUAUAUAUAUAUUGUAGCCCUCCAUGUUGUACUUCAAGGCUGUGGUCACUCCAUUAACCCGCUGACAUGAUUUUCGGGUGAGUGACCUGCGUGGCGAGUUUGAGCUGAGCAAAUAUGCCAUAGAUGUAAUCUGUUUACUUUUCUAUUUGUAGAACAUGUACAGCACACAGGGAUUGUCUUGUCUGAACUUUAACCCACUUCAUGUAAAAACAUUUACCUUCAAAAUUGGUGACUUAAAAACACUAGACAGAAAUAUUAAAGGAAUUCAAAUAGUAUAAUAUCGUAAAAAGAAAAAAGGGGAAGUAUGGUGAGAUAUUCCAGUACCUGGAAGAUGUUUCUAAUCUAUAACUUCAGAGUGAGGCCUUGUCUUUGACAUGAAUUAUCUUCCACCCUAAUGCUGCCCUCUGGCGUUGAAGCCAAUCACUCUAAUAAUGUGAGGUCAAAUUCAUAACACUUCAUGCCCACUGUAAAGCAUUUUUCAUGCUCAACAUUUUCUUAGAGAUAACAUCAGAGCGUCUAAGUAGGUCUCGUAGUCACCAGAUUGCACCAUGGGAAGGCUGUGUCACGUGACAGGAGCUACAACAGAGUUAGGGUGAGCCCGGUAAUCGCCGUUGUGUACCCACAACAUAUUUCUGACCUCAGUGAUGAAGAUGAGCCCCUCUUAGUCUCCCAGUCAUUUACACCCAGAGUCUUUGGCAGUCAGACAACUCAGUGCAGCAUGUGACUGAAUUGAUGACAAUAAUAAAUAAGUAAAUGUCGAGAGAGGAAGGAGGUGUAAAUACAGCCAAAGGUCAGUUCCAGCAGGUUUGACAUGCCCCUGGGCAAAACACCAAAACCUCAUGGUUUUAAAAAAAUAUAUAAAAAUUAUACAGAUUAUUGAUAGAGAAUGAAGCAGCCAUAAACCAUCCACCCCCAUUGGUACUAGAUUACUAGAGAUUUAGAUAGGAAAAUGAAGUGCUAGAGUUAGAACAAAGUUAUAACACUGAGGUUAAAUAUUAACUAAACCUUUUCUAUUUGUUAUUGCGUCAGGAAAAAAAAACUU